Danaus chrysippus (African queen) is the source of this 249-nucleotide messenger RNA. The record is from the annotation of a GenBank genome assembly. NCBI's taxonomy places the organism in Eukaryota, Metazoa, Arthropoda, Insecta, Lepidoptera, Nymphalidae.
AUGGUUAUUUCACCAGCGAGUCGGUCACCAGCGUCCCGGUCGGUCUUUAGCGAGGGGCAGCAGAUACGAAGACUCCUGGUGAAGCGAGAACAAACUUUAUUUAUGCAGGUUUUAAUGUUUUCAGAGUACUUGGAAGGUCUCAGAGGACUCACUCAAUACGACGCUCACGGCCCGGAGGAGGACUGGAAGAGACUUGAUGAGACAGAAGGUCAGCAGCAGAGAGCGACCAGAGGAGAACCUCGCGUGUGA